UCACGUGGCGGAACGGGCGGGACGCGGUGCUGUGGCAACGGCGCGGCCGCCAUGGCCAAGCAGUACGACAUGGUCGAGUGCCCCUUCUGCGACGAGGUCUCCAAGUACGAGAAGCUCGCCAAGAUCGGGCAGGGCACCUUCGGGGAAGUUUUCAAAGCCAAACAUCGCCAGACGGGCAAGAAAGUAGCACUGAAAAAGGUGUUGAUGGAAAAUGAGAAGGAAGGGUUUCCCAUCACGGCCUUGCGAGAGAUUAAAAUCCUCCAGCUGCUCAAACAUGAGAAUGUGGUGAACCUCAUAGAAAUCUGCAGGACCAAAGCCUCCCCAUACAACCGGUGCAAGGGGAGCAUCUACCUUGUGUUUGACUUCUGUGAGCAUGACCUGGCUGGCCUUCUCAGCAACGCCCAUGUCAAGUUCACACUGUCAGAGAUCAAGAAAGUUAUGCAGAUGCUCCUGAAUGGACUUUACUACAUCCACAGGAACAAGAUCUUGCACCGAGACAUGAAAGCGGCGAACGUCCUGAUCACGCGGGAUGGAGUCCUGAAGCUGGCGGACUUUGGGCUGGCUCGAGCUUUCAGCCUGGCUAAGAACAGCCAGCCAAACCGCUACACCAACCGCGUGGUGACCCUGUGGUAUCGGCCCCCGGAGCUGCUCCUAGGGGAGCGCGACUACGGCCCCCCCAUUGAUCUGUGGGGCGCAGGCUGCAUCAUGGCAGAGAUGUGGACACGCAGCCCCAUCAUGCAGGGGAACACGGAGCAGCACCAGCUCACCCUCAUCAGCCAGCUCUGCGGAUCCAUCACGCCGGAGGUUUGGCCAAACGUGGAUAAAUACGAGCUGUACGAGAAGCUGGAUCUCCCCAGGGGGCAGAAGAGGAAGGUGAAGGAUCGCCUCAAGGCCUACGUCAAAGACCCCUAUGCACUUGACCUCAUCGACAAGCUGCUGGUGCUGGAUCCCGCCCAGCGCAUCGACAGCGAUGAUGCCCUGAACCACGACUUCUUCUGGUCGGACCCCAUGCCCUCAGACCUCAAGAACAUGCUGUCCACCCACAACCAGUCCAUGUUUGAGUACCUGGCCCCACCACGCAGGAGGGGUGGGCACAUGCCCCAGCAGCCGGCGAACCAAGGCAGGAACCCAGCUGCCACCAACCAGACUGAAUUUGACAGAGUGUUUUGACGUCCGGCGGGGUCCUGGCUGGGCUUCCCCACAUUAAAUGGAGAUGUCCUGGCGAGGUUAUUUGUCUAGGAAAGGACUUUUUUCAAGAUGAAUUGACUGAUGGUGUUAACAGAGCUUGGCUAUCUCCUCGGCCACUGCAGAGCCGCAUGACUUGGGGAGGUGAUACCUGUGAACUCGACGUUGUUUCCCUGCAGUUUCCUGUCUCAGAACCUGGCUUUGCCCCCCAAAAAUCUGUCUUGGUUACAUUAAACUUGCAGAUCAGUUGUUAUGGAUCUGGUGAUGGAAAAA
Messenger RNA from Prinia subflava (tawny-flanked prinia), 1458 nucleotides. RefSeq names its product cyclin dependent kinase 9 (gene CDK9). Gene Ontology annotation, biological process: positive regulation of transcription elongation by RNA polymerase II; protein phosphorylation. NCBI's taxonomy places the organism in Eukaryota, Metazoa, Chordata, Aves, Passeriformes, Cisticolidae. The transcript is spliced from 7 exons. The record is from RefSeq and is a predicted model, not a curated record. The coding region runs from base 52 to 1170 and encodes 372 amino acids. Gene Ontology annotation, molecular function: RNA polymerase II CTD heptapeptide repeat kinase activity; ATP binding; cyclin binding. Gene Ontology annotation, cellular component: cyclin/CDK positive transcription elongation factor complex; nucleus.